AUGUACCUGGACCUGAGCGACCAAGGAUACGGCCAUGCACGUUCUGAGGAUCAAAGGGAUGCCACAGAAAGUCCAUCCCAACAGCCACAACAAACGCGACCUCCGGAUAUUCCGAAUUCACAAAUUGCCGACCGGUCUCGGUCGGCUGUAUCGAGGAUAUUUAUCUCGCCUAAUGGCGACUCAAGUUACCACGGGCUUACGAGCACUUUGUUCGACGAUGCACCGACAGAUCGACUUGGUCAUCCUCGGUCGGCGGAUCCACAGGUGCCGGUAGAGCAUAUUCGCAAGCAGUUGAUGGGAGAGUCUGCCUAUCAAAGAGAGUCACUCCUUCACCACGGGUUCUUCUUACUCUAA
Molecule: messenger RNA, 354 nt
Organism: Penicillium soppii
Lineage: Eukaryota; Fungi; Ascomycota; Eurotiomycetes; Eurotiales; Aspergillaceae
Exons: 2
Coding region: 1-354 (117 amino acids)
Source: RefSeq, a predicted model, not a curated record